Molecule: messenger RNA, 306 nt
Organism: Fraxinus pennsylvanica
Lineage: Eukaryota; Viridiplantae; Streptophyta; Magnoliopsida; Lamiales; Oleaceae
Source: the annotation of a GenBank genome assembly
AUGGCCUAUCAAUCAUUGGUGGACCUUCCCUUUUUCCAGUCACGGAGCUCUCAACUGAGUUGUUUAGGUUCUGGAAUUUCAUCUCUAGUUGGGGGUUUCGAUUCGAAGGUUAUAAAAUGUGGUGCGGGUUCAUCUCUCUCGACCAGUUCAGGUUCAAGGGAGGGUGAUCGAGGGGACCCAGACUUUAGAUCUCUUCUCUAUGGCGGGAGGUUUCUUUCGUAUCAAGAGUGUGUUGGGGAGGCCAGAAAAGACGGAUUGGAUCGAGAGGCGAUGCUUAUGCCCCUACUUUAUUUAUGGGAUAUUUGA